ACAACCCCUGCUUUUAACUCUGAUGCGUGGGUUUCUUGAGCAGGAGGAAAACUCGAAAAGUAUAUAUUUAGUACGCGGAGUCUCUUGCGAAGGCCACAUCGUGGAGUUUGGUAAUCUCGGCUUAAUCAGAAAAUGAACUCGAUUGAUUCAACUCCUGCACACCAAUGUUUAGCGAAUUCUGAAUUUGGAUCUGAAAGAACACUAUAUCCAUAUGUCACUGGUACAUCGGUUAUAGGUAUCAAAUACAAAGAUGGAAUUCUCAUGGCUGCUGAUAUGGGAGGUUCCUAUGGAUCCACUUUGCGUUACAAGAGUGUGGAGCGAUUAAAACCAAUUGGAAAACAUUCCCUUUUUGGUGCAAGUGGAGAAAUAAGCGAUUUCCAGGAGAUUUUACGUUUUCUUGAUGAACUUAUUUUAAAUGACAAUAUGUGGGAUGAUGGGAACUCUUUGGGGCCCAAAGAGGUUCACAACUAUUUAACCCGGUUGAUGUAUAAUCGGCGGAAUAAAUUCAAUCCUCUGUGGAACUCACUUGUUCUGGGUGGAGUAAAAAAUGGACAGAAGUAUCUUGGAAUGGUCAGUAUGAUUGGUGUUCAUUUUGAGGACAAUCAUAUAGCCACUGGAUUUGGGAAUCACCUUGCACGGCCAAUCCUUCGCGAGGAGUGGCAUGAGAACAUCAGUUUUGAAGAUGGUGUUAAGCUACUGGAGAAAUGCAUGCGUGUACUUUUAUACCGUGAUCGGUCAGCUGUCAACAAGCUUCAGAUUGCAAGGAUCACAGAAGCAGGAGUAGUCAUGUAUCAGCCUUACUCAUUGAAGACUUUCUGGGGAUUCUCUGCUUUUGAGAAUCCAACAAAGGGUGCUGAAGGAUCAUGGUAGCCAGCUUCUAGUAUUGUUUCCUGACAUUUUUUUUAUUCCCAGAUGCAUAUUGCAGAAACCCAAUGGAACUUGUAUUGAAAAUUGCA
Molecule: messenger RNA, 956 nt
Organism: Telopea speciosissima
Lineage: Eukaryota; Viridiplantae; Streptophyta; Magnoliopsida; Proteales; Proteaceae
Product: proteasome subunit beta type-4-like
Exons: 7
Coding region: 133-870 (245 amino acids)
Cellular component (GO): nucleus; proteasome core complex, beta-subunit complex; proteasome core complex
Source: RefSeq, a predicted model, not a curated record